This is a messenger RNA of Penicillium robsamsonii, 714 nucleotides long. RefSeq lists its product as uncharacterized. The transcript has 3 exons. The coding region runs from base 1 to 714 and encodes 237 amino acids. NCBI's taxonomy places the organism in Eukaryota, Fungi, Ascomycota, Eurotiomycetes, Eurotiales, Aspergillaceae. The record is from RefSeq and is a predicted model, not a curated record.
AUGGAGACCGUUUUAGUCAUCGGAGCCACUGGAAAUAUCGGCGUCUCAGCCGUCACCGCUGCCUUGCGCUCCAAGCGCAACGUUUUGGCUGUUGUCCGCAACCAAAGCUCGGCAGACAAACUCGUGAAGUACAUUGGGUCAUCGGAUAGAAUUACUUUCGUCGAAGCCAAUGUUCUCUCGGACUCGGGAGUAAAGGGUGUCGUUGACCAAGUGCGAGAGGGGAAGCUGCCGGCUUUCCAGCAUGUGUUUUCUAGCGUUGGCGGCGAGUACACUACAACCCCCCUCUCGGAGAUUACCACCGCCCAGCUACGCAGGAACUUCAACAUCUCAUUUGAAGCCAAUUUCUUCGCCUACCGGGAUACCAUUGGCUAUCUGCUGGAACAGAAGAACCCUGCUAGCACAUGGACAAUUUGCACCGGGUCACAGGGCGACUUGGCAACUCAUCCGGUGCCGGCCAUGACGCAAGGCGCCUUGUUUCCCAUGACUACGGCCGCCGCCCGUGAGAACGAGUCUACGAACGUCCGUUUCAACGAAAUCUACCUUGGGUUCCGUGUUGAGAUAGACGAGCUCGCUGUGGAGCAUGGGGUAACGAAGGCAACGGAGUUUGCGAAUGUGUACGAGAUGAUCUUGGCCACCCCCGAUGUCCGCAGUUCGCGCAUCCGGGUCGAAGACGUUGAUGAUCUAAAGAAGUUGAAGUACCAGAAGAAAUUCUAG